AUGAGGUCGCAUCCUGUCCCCGAUACCCCGUCAGCAUCUCGUGCCGAAUCGGAAAUACGGCCCCUCCCCCUACAACACGACUCGAUCGGACCUGCUGAGAUUGUAGCAGGCCCAGAUUCGCUAGGCAAAACAGCUCCGUUGAAUGCCACCAACGAGAAGGUCGUGAUCGCUGACCUGCCAGCCGAGGGCGAGGAAGCCUUCGCCCACCUGCCGCCGGAGGAGAGAGGGAUCCUUCGGACCCAGCUGGACCAGCCCUCCGUGAAGGUGUCUUUCUUCUCCCUAUAUCGAUAUGCAGACUUCUGGGACCUUCUCAUCACGGCCACGAGCGCUCUGUGUGCCAUUGCUGCAGGCGCUGCUUUGCCCUUGCUCAGUAUCCUCUUCGGCCAAUUGGCUACAUCGUUCUCACGCGUCGCCGCUGAACAAAUUACGUACUCGGAGUUUGAGAAGCUGCUCGUCCAGAAUGUUUUGUACUACGUCUACGUCGGCAUCGCCGAGUUCUUCACGAUUUACAUUGCCACCGUGGGCUUUAUCUACGCAGGCGCGCGCAUCACCCUGAAGAUCCGCGAGCAGUAUCUCCGCGCCAUCCUGCGCCAGAACAUGGCUUACUUCGAUAACCUCGGCGCGGGCGAGAUCACCACGCGGAUUACUGCAGACACGAACCUAAUCCAGGACGGCAUCUCACAGAAGGUCGGCCUCACCCUGACAGCGGUGGCAACCUUCGUCAGCGCCGUCAUCAUCGCUUAUACCAAGUUCUGGAAGCUGGCACUAAUCUGCACCCCGACGAUACUUGGGUUGGUUGGUGCUAUGGUGAUAGGCUACAGGUUUAUUGUGAAAUACACGGGCAAAUCGCUGGGUAGCGUCGCUGUUGGCGGUAGUGUCGCCGGUGAGGUGCUCGGCUCCAUCCGGACUGCCACGGCGUUCGGCUCGCACAACCGGUUAGCGAAGCAGUACGAGGUUCACUUGAAGGAGGCUAAGGGCUACGCUGGCCGUAUGCAGAUAGUACAGGCUCUCAUGGUUGCCUCCCUUGGCGCCAUCAUGUUCAUGACAUACGGUCUCGCUUUCUGGCGAGGCUCACGGUUUCUAGUCGCUGGCGAGGUUGCCGUCGGCCAGGUCCUGACGAUUCUCAUGGCCGUCAUCACAGGCUCGUACAACCUGGGCAGCGUAGCGCCUCAUGGGCAAGCCUUUACCAGUGCUUUAGCUGCUGCCGCCAAGAUAUACAGCACUAUUGACCGCCAGUCUCCCCUCGAUCCGACCAGCAUCGACAAGAGCGGGAGGACACUUGAGGACGUCAAAGGUGCACUGGAGCUGCGAAACAUCAAGCACGUCUAUCCCUCUCGCCCUGAGGUCACCGUUUUAGACAACUUGAGCCUCCACAUCCCAGCUGGGCGCACUACUGCGUUCGUAGGCCCAUCAGGCUCGGGCAAGAGCACAGUGAUAAGCCUCGUGGAGCGGUUCUACAUCCCUGUACGCGGUGACAUCUUUCUCGACGGCCACAGCAUUGCGUCCCUGAACCUGCGCUGGCUCCGGCAGCAGAUCUCUCUCGUGAGCCAAGAGCCGGUGCUCUUCUCGACCACCAUCUACGAAAACAUCAGAUUUGGCCUUAUUGGUUCACCCUUCGAGCAUGAGCCACCCGAGAAGAUACGUCACCGGAUUGAAGAGGCUGCCACUAUGGCAAACGCGCACAAGUUCGUCACUGGUCUGCCAGAUGGAUACCAGACUCGUGUAGGAGAACAGGGUUUCCUGCUGUCCGGCGGUCAGAAACAGCGCAUUGCUAUCGCGCGAGCAGUAGUGAGCGAUCCCAAGAUUCUUCUGCUGGAUGAGGCAACUUCCGCGCUGGACACCAAGUCUGAAGGUAUCGUUCAGGCUGCGCUGGACAAGGCGGCAGAAGGCAGAACGACCAUAGUCAUUGCGCACAGGCUGUCCACGAUCAAAUCAGCUCACAAUAUCGUCGUAUUGGUUGACGGCAGAGUCGUCCAACAGGGAACUCACGAAGAGUUACUGAGUUCUACUGGGGAGUACUUUGAUCUCGUAGAAGCACAGCGCCUACAUCAAGACAGAGAACCGUACCACACUGAGGUGGGGGAGAGCGAGUACGAACACGACGCCGUGGAAGACGCUCUACACUCAAAAGAGAUGAAUUCCUCGACACCACCAGAGAAGAGUGCCCAAAUCGAUGGGGCGGAGAGCGGAGGGCUGCCAGCGGAGGUCAAUGAGCAGCAAGCGAAGAAGGCAUCGCUAUUCACCCUCAUAAAGUUCAUCGGCUCAUUCAACCGCCCCGAACUCAAGAUCAUGAUGGUUGGAGCUUUUGCAGUCAUCAUCUCCGGCGGCGGGCAGCCCACCCAAGCCAUAUUCUACUCAAAAGCAAUCACCACUUUCUCUCGCCCACCAGAGCUGUACAAGACCGUCGUGAAAGAAGCCGACUUCUGGUCCGCCAUGCUCCUCAUGCUCGGCAUCAUCCACGGGAUCAGCCUCUCUGUACACGGCAUAAUCUUCGGCCUCGGCGCCGAGAAGCUCAUAUACCGCGCGCGCAGCCAGGCCUUCCGGACCUUCCUCCGUCAAGACAUCGCCUUCUUCGACCGCGACGAGAACACGGCCGGGGCGCUACUUUCGUUUCUGUCCACCGAGACUAAGCACCUGGCCGGCAUCAGCGGCUUGACGCUGGGCACGAUCCUGAUGAUCCUGACGUCGCUAACGGCGGCCUUCGUCAUCGCCCUGGUUGUCGGCUGGAAGAUGGCGCUCGUGUGUAUUUCCAUCGUGCCCAUCGUUCUCUUUUGCGGCUUCAUGCGUGUCGCAAUGAUCGCGCAAUUCCAAAUCUACUCGCGGAAGGCGUACGAGGGGUCGGCCAGUUACGCCUGCGAGGCGACCAUGGCCAUCCGCACCGUGGCUUCGUUGUGUAGGGAGGACGACGUGCUAGCGACAUAUCGCGACCAGCUUGACAGGCAGGCCAAGGCGGGCAUCGUGCCCUCGCUGAAAUCAAGCCUGUUCUAUGCGCUCAGCCAGGGCAUAUACUGCUUAUGUACCGCAUUAGGGUUCUGGUACGGCGGGACGUUACUCGGGAAGCAUGAGUACACAGUAUUUCAGUUUUUCGUGUGCUUUACCGAGGUUAUAUACGGCGCGAACGCUGCGGGGAGUAUAUUUUCCAAUGCGCCCGACAUGGCGAAGGCCAAGAUCGCGGCGGCCGACUUCAAGCAGCUGUUUGACCGGCGGCCGCAGAUCGACCCGUGGUCUGAGGAGGGCGAGAUGGUCGGCAACGAUGUCAAAGGUUCCAUCGAGUUCCGUGACGUUCAUUUCAGGUAUCCCACACGGCCUGCUCAGGCUGUACUUCAGGGCCUUAGUCUUUCGGUCAAGCCGGGCCAGUACGUGGCGCUUGUCGGGGCCAGUGGGUGUGGGAAAAGCACGACUAUCGCCCUGAUAGAGCGGUUCUACGACGUGUCAUCAGGAGGGGUGUAUCUUGAUGGGAAGGAUGUCUCAAAGCUAAACGUGAACUCGUAUCGGAGCCACCUUGCCCUUGUCAGCCAGGAACCGGUGUUAUAUCAGGGCACGAUUCGUGAGAACAUCUGCCUAGGAAGUAAGGAUCCGGACGUGCCUGAUGAGAGCAUUGUCGAGGCAUGCAGGCAGGCCAACAUUUGGGACACUAUCGUGUCCCUUCCUGAUGGUCUCAAAACCAUGGUGGGCAGCAAAGGCAGCCUGUUAUCAGGCGGCCAAAAGCAACGCAUCGCCAUUGCCCGUGCUCUGCUUAGAGACCCCCGUAUACUGCUUCUCGACGAGGCCACGUCGGCCUUGGACUCGGAGUCGGAAAAGGUGGUGCAGGCGGCCUUGGAUGCCGCGGCUCGAGGCCGGACCACGGUCGCCGUGGCUCACCGUCUCAGCACAAUACAGAAAGCUGAUGUCAUAUACGUGCUUGACCAGGGCCAUGUCGCAGAAAGUGGGACACAUCAGGAGCUGAUCCGGAACAGAAGAACGUAUUAUGAAAUGGUGAACUUGCAGUCUAUGGGGAAUAGGGGCUCGUGCCCUCAUAGGGAGAGGUUGUAA
Messenger RNA from Anthostomella pinea, 4032 nucleotides. NCBI's taxonomy places the organism in Eukaryota, Fungi, Ascomycota, Sordariomycetes, Xylariales, Xylariaceae. The record is from the annotation of a GenBank genome assembly.